AAGGUGAAGGUAAAUAGUGGGUAACUAUGUGGCAGAGUCAUUGUUGGGAUGUUGGACAAUGACACUUCCUGCUCCGUUACAGUACGGUACAGUACAGAUGCGCACUGCAUUGUGGGGACACAAAUACGAGCGCCAAAAGGCUAGCCAGUAUAACAAAGGAGAGAAAAUAACAAACGGAAUCAUUAAAUGACAAGUUGCUAUGAUGUGAGUUCCAAUGAGCGUUGUCGGGGGCUGUAAAUUCUCCGGGAUAACGCUGGGGAUGUAAGACACGUCGCGAGUUGCUUUGUGUCAGCUCGACUGUUUGCCUACUCAGGCCCAGCAGCUCGCAGAGGCCUCGGACUAAAGCUGUCUGACCACUUGCUAGUAGGAUGUGAUGAUAGUUACAGUGAAAGGACCAGGUUGUAAACUGGACGCCGCCAUCACAAGUAAUUGAAAGGACACGUUUUCUCUACAUGUUCAGAAGCUGACUAACAUGGGAGUGAAAACCUUUACCCAUUGCUCGACCUCCCACAGCCAGGAGAUGCUCGAAAAGCUCAACACUUUGCGUAAUCAAGGUGACUUGUGUGAUGUUACCAUCAGGGUGCAAGACAAACAUUUCCUGGCACAUAAAGUGGUCCUGGCGUGCUGCAGUGAAUUCUUCCGUUCCAAACUGGUGGGUCGGCCCGAGGAGGAGGACAAGUUUGUCUUGGACCUUCACCACGUGACCGUUAGUGGCUUUGCUCCUCUGCUGGAAUACGCCUACACAUCCACACUCUCCAUCAGCACAGAAAAUAUUAUCGACGUCCUCGCAGCUGCGAGUUACAUGCAGAUGUUUGCCGUAGCAAGCACUUGUUCAGAGUUCAUGAAGUCCAGUAUUCUAUGGAGUCCAAGUAACCACAACAGCAACACGCUUACAGCAGGCAAACCCCUUGAAUCAGCACCUGAGAGUGCCUCUUCAAACUGUGCCCUCACGCCACUUGACGGCAGCGUGUCACCCGUGUCAUCUGACUGUAGUGUGAUGGAGAGAAACGUUCCCGUUUGCCGUGAAUCACGACGGAAACGAAAGAGUUUUGUAAGCAUGGCUUCGCCCGAGAGUCCCCUCAAAUGCACGACACAGAUGGUCACAACCUCCCCCCAAGUGCCCAAUCCAUCCCCUUCGUUUUCAGACAGCACGGCCCAGCCUGUGGAGUCCUCGCUGGCCUUCCCGUGGACCUUCCCAUUCGGCAUUGAUAGGAGAUUCCACUCAGAUAAAUCAAAGCUCCCAGAGAGCCCCCGGUGCCAAGAGCAGGCAGCAACAGUUACUUCUGAGGUAGUGGUUGGUCGGCGACUCAGUGACUUUUUGUCAUGUGAAAGCUCCAAGGAAGUGUCACCACCCGUGCCAACUGAGGAAGAAGAUGUGAGGGUGAAAGUGGAAAGGCUCAGCGACGAGGAGGUCCAGGAGGCGUCUUCCCACCCUGUCAGCGCCUCCCAGAGCUCACUGAAUGAUCAACAGACGGUUCCAGGAAGUGAGCAGAGUCAGGAGGAUCUCCUCAUCAGUCCACAGUCAUCAUCCAUAGGAUCAAUGGAUGAGGGAGUGUCAGAGGGCUUGCCGUCAAUUCAGAGCACCGCUAAUGCUGGAGGACAUGCGGAGGAUGAUGAAAGAUUAGAAGGUAUUCAAUAUCCAUACCACCUCUAUAUUGGCCCAUCAGCCCGGCCCGGCACCAAUGGCCCUGACAGGCCCUUUCAGUGUCCAACCUGUGGAGUUCGAUUCACACGCAUUCAAAACCUGAAGCAGCACAUGCUCAUACACUCCGGCAUUAAGCCUUUCCAGUGUGACCGCUGUGGGAAAAAGUUCACACGGGCCUACUCUCUAAAGAUGCAUCGGCUGAAGCACGAAGGUAAACGCUGUUUCCGGUGCCAGAUUUGUAGUGCCACAUUCACGUCCUUCGGUGAAUAUAAGCACCACAUGAGGGUCUCCCGACACAUAAUCCGCAAGCCGCGGAUUUAUGAGUGCAAAACGUGUGGCGCCAUGUUCACCAACUCUGGCAAUUUAAUUGUACACCUGAGGAGUCUGAACCAUGAGGCAUCUGAACUAGCAAACUACUUCCAGAGCAGUAGUGAUUUCCUCGUGCCCGACUACCUGAGCCAUGUGCAGGAGGAGGAGGAGGAGGUGCUCGGAGUCCAAUAUGAAUUGGAAGAAUCUCACCAUCACCGUGUCUAUGCGAGCAACACCUCCACAUCCACAACCAUUCCCACCUCGUCCUCCUCCUCAGUUCAGAUGGCUGUCAUCUCCCAGGUCUCCGCCUCGACCCAGAAUUGUGAGAGCUCACCUGGCUUCCUUUCACCCGAUUCCAUGGAUCCCCUGGAAGCUCGCGUCUCGUUCAAGAAGCAUGCAGGCGGCACCGCUGCCCUGGCAGAGGAGACCAAGAAGGACAACAGAGAAGGAGGCAGUUCACCCGUCGCGUUUGACCAAGUGCAUCAUCGGAGGCCCAAUAUCCUGGCCUAGGAGUUGGCUUCUAUCACCAUUGAGUGAUGGAAAUCUUCUUCUUGCCCAUGUUGUGCAACUUUGCAGUGAUAACAUCUGGGAAAAUCUGAGGAAUAUUGAUGCCCAAACAGCUCAAGUGGACUUCACAUUUCCAUUGACAGAAUCACAAAUUUUAUCAAGACUUUGGUUAUCCCGGUGAUGGCUUUCCACCAUAAAAUGAGUCAUGUGCGUGUGUGUUUUUCACAAGGGUUAUUCAUCCUGUUUGACGUGAAUGCACUGCCACUGGAGGUAUGUGAAAUUCUAGCCUUGUCCUUUUGAAAAGUGCCUGAGAAUAGAUGAAGAGCACUUGUUUGCCAACAAUAGCAACUUAAGGCUUUACAAGCUGAGCUUUUUUUUCUCUCUUACGAUGAUGUUAAUGUGUAUGGGCACACACCUGUCUCUUUUGGUCUUGUCACAACAUGUCAGUAUCGUCUCUUGCAAUAUCUCUUAGUGUAGAUUCCCUUCUGCAGUACAUGUCAACUGUUGUAGAACAAAAAUGAUGUGUGUAUGAAAUACAUUUCAUGAAUAUGUUUAAAACUGCAAGUAGAGUUCCUCAUUAAUUUUUUUGUCUUUUUUUUUAGGCCAGGACUGGGGUUCACUCACAAAUCAAUCAAUAUUUUUAGCACUGGCAACAUUUUCACUCAAUUACACAGUUGUGGUCUGAAGUUGUGGAUUGCCUCACAGAGUCAUCUGACAAUGUUUGGAAAAUGGCACGAAAAACUAAACUUUGAAGGUGAUGGAAUGAUUUUCAUGGUCUGUCACAUCUAUUAUGCUUCGGUCAGUUCAAUAGGUUGGCAAUCAGAAGACGACAAUUAACGUUGCUGCUUUUCUGUUAUGUACUGGAAAACAAUUUGCAUUCCCUGUUUUGAAUCAUAUGUCUAUUCUAGAGCUGUCAAACGAUUAAAAUAUUUAAUCUAAUUAAAAAUGCAACUGUCAUAAUUAACUCAAAUGAACUAAAAAAUUAAUCGUGAUUACUCACACAUUUUUUAUCAUUUCUGAAUUUCCUUUUACAUUUUUUUGUCCUAUUUUUCCCCAUUUUAAUGCUCUCAUCGACAUGGAAUCAUGAAUCAGUUUUCCAUGUGCAAAUGCAUUUUCAAUUUUAGAUGAACAUUUUUCAUUUGGAGCAGUUAUUCACACAUAAUUUCUGACACCAUAUUACUGUCCAUCAACAACAGUGAAAAAAAAAGUGUCACACAACAGCUGCUUUAACAGCUUUUUUUAUGAAAUCAAAACAGAGUAAUAUAACAUUAUAAAGUGCACAUCUAAGGUAAACUAGUACUCAGCCUAUAGUGGAUUUAAACCAUGGUUGCAUACUUCGUUUUUCACCAGUUUGCUUUGAACACAGCAGUCUGUUUCUGUAUGUUUGUAGGAGAAUAACGAGACCCCGGACACCAGUGUUCGUUAUGUGCCGCUGUAUUCAAAACUGCCGGCCAUACAAACAAGCGCAAGCACUUCCCCCGUGCUGCUGGGGCAAACCAUUCUGAAAGAGGGGGGUUUCACUCCCCCUAUCAAAGUCAGGCUAUGUUGAUUGUGUUGGUCCUUCUUGCGCGGAAGUCUCUCUACGGUUUUGUGUCGACCUCAUUUCGAAUACAAUACAAUACAUGCUGAUUUAUACACUUGGUUCGAUGACAACACUCUAGACGUUUUAUUUUCGCUAGGUCGCUACCACUGCAGCGCACUGUCACUGUCAGACAACGCAGAGAAGCUCCACCCGCUCUACUUAUAUGGACACAGAACACUGUAACCUUCCACACAAAAUCGUUCCAAACAAGUACGGUAACAAUCGCAUCAGUGGCAUACUUCAGCAUUAACCUGUAUGAUACAGAGAGAGAGAAGAACAGAUAAGUUUGGUCUUGUCAGUGGAGCAAUCUGGCAACUUUUUAAAAGUAAACUCUCCAUUCAUAAACUCUUUAAGUAUCCGUUUUCGGUGUCUCGCGCUGCCAUUGCUGGCAAAACAGGCAUGGGCGUCGACUUCUGCAGCGUGCUUGUUGUUUUGUUAUAGAGCAACGUAACAUCCGCUUGUGACGUGUGCCGCGUUAAUCUCGCAAGAAAAAAUGUAAUCCUGUUAAAAUUCAUUUCAAUUAAUGCCAAUAAAAACGCGCUAAACUGACAGCUCUAGUCUACCCCCAAAAAAACAAAGGCAAACCAAUGUUGAAAAAUAAAAAUCUAAAUGCAACAACAUAGUAAGCGGUGUGAAUCACAAAUUUGAAAAGUAAAGCAGCAAAGAUCAUGAAACUCAAUAUUUCUGUGACUGCCAAAAAGCUUUGAGCACGACUGUAGAAGGUGACACCUUCACAUUUCAAACUGCAAGCUUUUCAAACAAACCCGAAUGUAGCAUUUCAUGUCGGUUGCAGUCCGGCUUCUCGUUAUUUGAUAAUGUGUUGUUUCUUUUUACACCUGAUGAUAUUUCUCCCCGUCUGCCCGUGUCCACUUAUCUCUCGCUUUUCCACACAUGAUCUUAUUUCUCAUUCUAAUGUCCAAAUACAAUGCAACAGUUUGGGAUUCACAUUUUCCCCGUUUAGCGUGUACCCAAAAAAAGAGAACUGAACAGCUGGAUCACAUAAAUGUUUGUGAUCUUUGUUUGUAAAGUAACUAGUUGCAUAACAGUCAUGCAAAGGAUCUUGCAAACAGUUGGACGUUUGUUACAACAUGAUUGUCUAGAAAUGUUGUCCCUGUGUGAUGAUGAUCCCGAAGCACAUGUGCUGGCUGUUGUUUUCCCAUGGCCACUUUAUCCAAGCAUAGUUUCUUGGUAUUAUGUGAAGAGAUUACUUGAGAGAUGUCGUAGUUGUAGUUUUGUUGUUCGUGUGAUUUGUUUUUGGGGGGUUUGGUUUUUUUUUAAUUAAUAUAUUUUUUUGUGUGUUUGCCAUUCUCUUCAGAGACGUUGCUGAUACUGAUUAAUGACACACAUUUUUAUUAUUAUCCACGAGUUGAAUGCUACUGACUGCCUAACUUUAUAUUUAACCUCUGUAAAUUUUGCAGCUGCCACUUUAGGUUCAUAAAAGAGGACGUAAUUCUUAUCCCCCCAGCCCUCCUUGAAGAGUUGAUUGUAGAGAUGAACAUUGUCUGUUCUUUGUAACUGUGACCAUUAUUUAAAUUCACUGAGUGCUGUCUGAAGAUUUUGUGUCACACAGAGUGACUGUCUGCCACAUUUUGAAAUUUGUGCCAUUUGAUUUUUUCCUUGUCUGACUAAAAACUCAAUCUCUUAUCCUUAGGACCAAAUGUUCUCUUAUUUCAUUUGAGGAUUUACCAUGCCAAUCAGUGCUUGCACACAAAAGAAAGAGAUAAUCAUUAUCAGCAGUCCAUGCAGUCUCUUGAAGGGGUUGGGCUGUUUUUUCCCUUAAAAAAACGACAACAAAAAACAAAAAUUACAAUGUUGUGCAUCCAACAGGCUAGCCUUUGUCAAUGGACCUAUUAACUCUAGUUGCACAUUAGCAAAUAUUUUUUCAACUGUUUCGCCACUAGUUCAUCACAUUCUCUGAAUAAUAUACUGUUUUGUAUGGCCGAUACUGAUACCUUCCAUCCAUCAUAAAACAUGACUGUCGUGGACGUGCUGUCGAGCCUAUUCCGGGUGUCUUUGUUCGAUUGUGGGGUACACCAUAAAAACAGAUGCGCCAUUCUGCACGUUGCCUCUGCCGACUGACACACCCGACACCAAUCCACAAAGGAGCCGCUGGUCGGCGAUCUCCUCCGGGAUGUUGAAAGUGCGCUGAAACUUGGCUGGCCCGCUUUUGUUUACGUUGCCUUCCGCCACCCACGACGCUUGUUUGACCCAACAACAAUUUACGGAGUAUCUGCCGGUCGCAUGUGAUGUCGUUCAUGUUUGAAACUGUGGUGAAAAGUCUCUGGGAGUCAUCAGUUCUUGCUGUAAAGCAAUGUUGAUGAAGUCCAUGCGAUUAUAGUAGCCAACAACAAAGGUAAAAAUGCAAUUAAAGAGGAAAAGGCAUCGGUGUUCAUCAUUCUCCAGCUGCGGCAGCCUCAGAAGCUGGCCGCCAUUGAGGCAAUGCCACUACUGUUGGGCAGUGUCCUCCGAGGAGAGCCUCGGUUACGGCUCUCAUUCGAGUGAACGUGAACGUGCACUUGUGAUUUUUUUUUUUUGUUAAAAUAUGAGUAAUAAUAAUAAAUAUUGUAUUUAGACUUGAUGAGACUUCGUCUAGUUCAGUGGUUCUUAACCCUGUUUGAGGAACUGAACCCAACGCGUUUGUUUAUAUGCACAUUCACUGAACCCGUCAUUUGUGAAAAACAAAAAUAUGACUUUUUACAAAUUCAAGACAUAAAAAAAUGCAUUUAUUAAAAACAGUGAAUAAAAUUUCAAGACUAAAACUAAAUUUUACAACGUGCUACCAUGACAGUCACACGUUGACUACUGAGCGAACAAUUUCCCGCAGCACUGAUUGCACAAGCAAUGUAAUGUGAUCAUCUGUAGCUAGUGAUGGCCAAGCGGGCAUGUCAUAACUAAUUUACAUGUUGAGUUGCGUGUGUCUUAACCUUCAUGGCAGAGACUCCGUCGAACUCCUGAGACCGAUUCACCGAUCCCCUAGGGUUCAAUAGAACCCAGGUUAAGAACCACUAGUCGAGUUGUACGUUAGUUUAUUUGAUGCGACUUUCAACAUCGGCUUCAAUAUCGUCCUUAAUUUGCAGUAUAGGACUGAUAAAAAACGUCAUUACCCAUCCGAUACUGAUAAUUAUCGUGCAUCCCUAAUAUACAUGAAAAUGCUGCUGUUUGCUGAAAAGUGCCCCAGCUGUUUUUUUUUUUUUGUUUUUUUGUUUUGUGAACUAACAUGUGCAAUAAAUGGAGAGGUGUUGUUUUAAAGUUAAAUUUCUGUUUCUGGAAUGCUGAUCAGUUACAGAUGUAUUUUUAAAAAAAGAAUGUAUCACUUAUUUGGGAGACAAAUAGAACCAUUUGAUCUGUGACACAAGGGGUUGGUUCCGUUCUGCUCCUUUGUGUUCAUCUCUGAAAUUGCAUGUUUAUGCUAUGUAAAGUUGAGAGCACUUCAUGUUCCGUUGCCGAUGUGUUCUGUCAAGUGUAAUGUGUUGAUCUUACAGCCUGGUUUUGGAUCUGUUUCGCUGGAGCAUGACCUUUCUUUCACGUAUAUUCAGCCCUUUUAUGUGCAAUGCUUUGACAAUAUCUUGAUGAUAUGCAAGGUAGGCCUUUACAGUGUGCACUUGGUGUUGUAUACCAGUUUUCUACCAGUCGAUGCUUUAUUUAAAAGUUGUCUUCAUAAUGGCAUAUAUAGAUAUAUAUAGAUACAUAUUGUUGAAUUUUAUAUCAUGGGUUACUGUUUGAUGGCAUCUUUCUUGUUAAAUGUGAAUAGAACCGUUUCAGUUGGGAGUAUGUCAGGUUCGUCUUCAUUCUGUGACUGUCUGCAGUAUGUGUAUAGUUAAUAAUAAUAUAUGCAGUAUAUACAGUACAUUGUAUGUUGCAUAUUGUUUAUACUGUAGGUUAUUUGAUUACAACCCACUUUCUGACAAACUUAUUUUUGUGUCUUUGAUACUGUACCUAGUUUUGAGAAACUGUUUAAAACAUCCCGGUUAGUGAUAUAAACUGCACAUUAGGGAGAAACUGAUGUUGUGGUGUGUCUGGAGUUUGUUUUACAGCUUGCUCUUAAAAACUGACAAUACCACUCUGUAUUUUAAGGUUUGUGGUUGUACUGAUUCUGAAUUUGCUAAUGUUCUGGCUCUGCAGUCCUGUUAUUAAAAAGGGUGUUUUUGUAAAUGCAUAACAUGCAAAUAAAAAGAAACCUAACAAA
Hippocampus zosterae (dwarf seahorse) is the source of this 8229-nucleotide messenger RNA. RefSeq names its product zinc finger and BTB domain containing 44 (gene zbtb44). Gene Ontology annotation, biological process: positive regulation of gene expression; regulation of transcription by RNA polymerase II. The record is from RefSeq and is a predicted model, not a curated record. The transcript is spliced from 7 exons. The coding region runs from base 473 to 2464 and encodes 663 amino acids. Gene Ontology annotation, molecular function: protein binding; DNA-binding transcription factor activity, RNA polymerase II-specific; RNA polymerase II cis-regulatory region sequence-specific DNA binding. NCBI's taxonomy places the organism in Eukaryota, Metazoa, Chordata, Actinopteri, Syngnathiformes, Syngnathidae.